AUGGUCGGCCUUCAAGCAGACAACAUCGCUGUCAACGACGGCCCCUUGACCUCCGAGAACGCAGCCCUCCUCCGCCCCUCAGAUCCAACCCUCCCGCUAGAAGAGCUUCGCAAAAGAUACGAUGAGGAUGGCUACCUCUUCCUGAAGCAAGUCCUCCCCCGCCAGGAUGUGCUCGACGCCCGCAAUUCAUACUUCUCCUCCCUGCAAUCAACCGGUGUUUUGAAGCCCGACACAGAACCAGUAGCGGGUAUCUUCGACCCAGCCAAAAGCCACCUCGACUAUCCCGGUAUUGGCGCCGGACAUAUCGGCGGUAACGGGAAGCCGGGUGGUGAUCGAGCAGCUGCCUUUGUGGAUCUGGCCCUCGAUGCACACUACCAGGACUGGUAUGCCGAGAAGUUCUGUAACCACCCAACGCUGUAUGACUUUGUCGCCAAGUUCUCGCAUUGGGGCAAGGAUACACUGAAUCUGCGCCGUACGUUGCUGCGAAACAAUAUUCCUGGGUCGAAGCCUAUUGGCGUGCAUUAUGAUCAGAUCUUCUUGAGAUAUGGUGAUCCGACUAGUGUCACGGCUUGGGUUCCCAUGGGCGAUAUCAAGAUAAAUGGAGGUGGUUUGAUCUACCUUGAAGACGGGGACAAAGUCGGGGUUCAGUUGGAAGAAGCCUUUUAUACCAAGGCCAAGGCGGCUGGUAUGACCGACGAAGAAGCCAAAUCCGCAUUCAACACAAACAUGAUGACAACGGGUCUGCUCUCCGAGUUCCCGAGUGAAUUUGCUCGCGAAAAUGGUCGUCGCUGGUUGGUGUCGGCCUACGAAGCUGGAGAUGUAGUUUUGCACAAGCCUCAUAUGAUCCAUGCGUCGACUAUUAACAACGACCCCGACAAUGUCAUUCGUCUUGCUACCGACCUGCGGUUCUGCGACUCGUCUAAGCCUUAUGAUAAGAGAUGGAUGAACUUUUACACUUUCGGAGACGGGGUUUAA
Messenger RNA from Penicillium nucicola, 975 nucleotides. RefSeq lists its product as uncharacterized. The transcript is spliced from 4 exons. The record is from RefSeq and is a predicted model, not a curated record. Lineage: Eukaryota; Fungi; Ascomycota; Eurotiomycetes; Eurotiales; Aspergillaceae. The coding region runs from base 1 to 975 and encodes 324 amino acids.